AUGUCAGCGAAGGCUAUCUAUGAAACUGACGGGAAAUCGUUACUUGCAAAGUGGUUUCAAAACUCUAACUACACCAAGAACAAAUUUGUAGUUGUUGUACAUGACACAGAUUGGGAGGUAACUCUCAAGGAAAACCCAUGGCUUGAGACAGAGGUAAGCUUAAACUUACUAAAUUUAAAUUUAUGAUUUAAAUAAGUUGAAUAUCAAAUGAUCGACGUAUAACAAUUAAGCUUACUGUAAGCUUAUUGUUUUUAUGUUGUAAUGGAAAUUUGCCCACAGUAGGCGCCCUCAGUAUAGUAGCACUUGAUCAUGAGUUAAGAACUUUUUUGUUUAUUUCACGAGGAAAAUAAAUAGAAAGUAAUUUUGUAAGUUUAAAAGUUACAUUAUUGUUGGUUUAUUCUACAUCGGUAGUCUCAUCUAUCACACAGCUUUCACAUUCACAUGCAUAUUUGUUUUCGACAAUCAUGUGUCUGAAACUAAAUCAAGUGGAGGGUCAGGUCAUUCACGGUAAAGUUUGUUUAAACGAAUAAAAGGCUGCACUUUUUUCGCGUUACUCGGCUUCGGAUUUACGUUUGUUACAUGUGUCUUGCAUCUAAAGUUUGAAACAAAACAGCUUGAAAUUUUUAAAGAGAAUUUUGAGGUACACAAAUGACAAUUUUGUAACUCACUUUAAGAUAAUUCCCUUGAAAAGUACGUACUAUCCAGAUUUUUUUCAAACUUGGCACUAAUGUCAGCCAUAUAUGGGACAUAGAAGCUGACUGCAGUAAAAAGAUAGGGUCACAUGCCACAGUGUUUGUUUUCACACUGUGUGCCCCUAAUUCUCUGAAGUUUGAGGGUUUUUUCCUAACUAUGUGCAAAAUUCUCGAAACUUGAACAACAGACAAAAAUUAUUGUCUUAUUAUAGCAAAAACUAAGAAUUUUUCCAAAAUCCAGAGCCCGUUUGUUUGUCUGGGCUAUAAUUUUUUAGUGACGUGACUUCAAUUUACCCAAUCUUUAAAAAGUGUAGAGAAAUUGUCUGUUUUAACUUUAUCACAUACUUCUGCAAAGUUUCACAUAAUUCAAUAAAAAAAAUUACAAAUUCUACUAUCCAGAUUUUUUUCUCGUUGAUAUAUAUUUUUUGUGUAGCCUUGGCGAGUAGAAAAACACAAAUAAAAAUGGGGGAUUACUGUUUUCAUUUCAUCACAAAACGACAACAAAGAGACAAUUUCAUCUUCAAAUGAUCGUUUUGCGCUAGGGGAAUGGGGGGAGUUUCAAGACAAAGUCUUUUUAGCCAGUUAGAGUCAUCAAAAUCGCUAUUGAAAGCAUUGGGACUACAAAAGGGGCCUUAAUUACCUCUUCUUAGGCGACCAGUGAAAAUUAAAUUGAAUUCUAAUUUAUGCCGGCUCAAAUUAAUGUUGACCAGCUCAGUUGUAUCAGAUACUGAUUAUCAUUAGAGCCUUCAAAGGGAAAAUGCACAUUUUGGACAAAUUAUUACAUUAUAAAAUUUAUGCAUUGGUUAGGCUCCCUCAUGAGUUGUUAAAUAAAUGCUGCAUAGCUUGGUGGUUGGUCAAAUUUGUAAUGAGCUUGAAAUAUCAUAAAUAAACAAUAAUUGGCCAAGCAAGCAUUCAAGCAAGCAGGGUUCUUGUGUGAGUGUUGGGCAAGUGCAGGUGUUCACAGUCAAUAUUCCUUUUGUUUCUUUGUUAUAAUAGUUUGGUCAUUUCAUGAUCUGUUGUUAAUGAGAUGCAGGUGUAUGGUGACAUAAGCUUGUGAUGCAAUUGAGUUAUCUAUUUCCAGGAACCUUUUUUCUUCUUCAUGAAAUGGGUUAUUAAAGUAAAGUAAAACUUUAUUUCAACAGUGUGGCCCAUUCAGCUUGGGGACUCUCCAUAAGGGUCCUGCUCACAUAUUACGUUUCUCCUGUCAAAUUAUUUCUACAAACUGAUAAUUGCUUUUCUGUGGCCUUGAGACUAAAUUACACCAUGGACACUCCAACCAGGAGUCACUUGGAAGAAGAUUUUCCAAUCACAACAUUUUCUGAAAACAAAGAUUCUCUAGUUUUUUGGAAAACAGACCAAUGUAAUUCAAGUAUUUAACUAUGCAACUGUUGAAAACUUUAAAUCCACUUGAACUUACCUGACCUGUCAGGAAACAGCCCUCAAAUUUAUGAAUGUUAUUGGUCCAUUUGCAAAAAACUUGAGAAUCUUUUGUUUUCAGAAAAUGUUGUGAUUGGACAAUAUUGUCUUCCAAGUGUCCUGAAUUGGGUGUCUGCACUGUAACGUCUGAAAAGUUAUUUUAAAACAAUCUUAUUUAAUUUUUUAAAUGCUCAGAUUAAUGUUCAAAACUGAAGCCGGGGGAGCAAGGGUGGCGCAGUGGUGAGAGCACAAGCCUCCCACCAAUGUAGCCUACAUGGGUUCGAAUCUUGGGGUCGACACCAUAUGUAGGCUGAGUUCGUUGUUAGUUGUCUCCCUUGCUCUGAGAGGUUUUUCUCUGGGUACUUUGGUUUUCCCCUCUCCUUAACAACCAACACUUCCAAAUUCCAAUCCAAUCUGGAACACAUGGACACGUUUCAACGAUCAGAGUGCUCAUGAACUCAUAAGUGCCCCGUGGGUAAACAAUUACAAGAUUUAUGGUGCUGCAUUAAACUUUGUUGUUUCCAACCUUAAAUGUACAAUGGUUGGAAGAAUUUUUUUAAUUAGAAUUAUUGUCAAUCAGUGUUAUGCAUGUAAUAUUGUCUAUUAGCUCUUUUAAUUAGCCUUCACACAUCUCAACUUUUAGUUUAGUCUCCUUACAUAAAAACACUACCAAAUUAUCCUUCAGAAACUUGUUGUGAAACCGGAUCAACUAAUAAAGCGCCGUGGAAAGCUUGGUCUUAUCAAAGUGAAUGUUGAUUUACAACAAGCAAAGCAAUGGAUCAACGAGAGAAUGGGAAAAGAAAUACAGGCAAGUAAACUUCAGGGAUGUGUCCUUUACGUGCGACUCUUGAUGAACUCAAUAGAAUAUUGUACAAUUAAUCACAGUUAUGUGGAGCGAUUAAGGGACGAGUUGCGUGAAAAGUAAACAUUGUCACCAGACCCUACUGCAAUCAAUUUGAUCAGUAACUGUGUGCAGUUUUAUGGUAUACCAACUCAUGUAUAUGUUUUUUCAAUGGACAGGUUGGAGCAGCUACUGGACUCUUAAAAAGAUUCAUUGUUGAACCAUUUGUACCUCACCAGCAGGUUAGUGAAUUCCAUGUUUAUUUCAGUAACUAAUAUUUCAGAACCUUUUUUAUGCAGUGUCAUCUGUUAUAAUAGAGAGAAGUGUGACAUCAGGUUACCAUGGCAGCAAGAUUUCUGGAUCUCAACAAUCUUUCUUGAGAGAAACUACCAUUUACAUUGCCAAAAUGAUAGAACAAUAGUGUGGGCUACUGAUUUGUUCCUGAGUGCAAUCAUGCACGGGAAAGUCAUGCAUGUCAAUUCUGUCAUUUUUUUCCCUGCCAUAUUUGCUGGAUAAUGGUUUGUUGAAAUCGAGAAAUUUUGCUACCAGGGCAAUGUGUAGCCUCCCCCGCAGGCGUUUUUAGGGGAGAUCGUAUUUCUUCCCUUCCCACAAGUUUGUGGUUUUUGUGGGGAGGGAAGAAAUAUGAUCUCCCCUAAAAAUGCUUGCGGGGGAGGCUAGGCAAUGUGAUGUGCAUCUGUGAUGAUUUCUCCUCUCUAUUGAAAUCCUUCCAUACAAUUGAUAAGAAGCUAUGUUUGAGCUAAAAUACAUUGCCAUUGUCCCCCUGGCAACUUACUUUCACUUUCAGUAACAAGAAAGUCCAACUAAUAGUUUUUGGAAAAAUCUCAUACAUCUGCUAGACACUCUGGAGUUUGCAGGUUCCUUUACUUAUAAUAAAAACUUUUCUGAGAGCAAGGCCUUUUUGUAUUAACUAAACGUUGUACAAUUUAUCCCAAUUGCUGGACAAACCCUAAGGGAUACAGCUAUUCUAAAUGCUAAUUAUUUCAUUGUUUACUUUCAUUUAGAAUGAAGAAUUUUAUGUGUGCAUCUAUGCCCAGCGAGACUGUGACACAAUUUUAUUUCAUCAUGAGGGUGGAGUUGACAUUGGUGAUGUUGAUAAAAAGGUAGGAUUUCUUAACAUUAAGUGCUACAAAAAACAAGUUUUUUCAUUUUAAGGACUUUCUGUAAUUAUCUUUUUUUUUUUAGGCAGUUAAACUUGAUGUUGGCCUUGAAGAUAACAAUGUCACAAAAGAGCUGAUUGAGAAGAAACUCAUGCAAAAUAUUCCUGAAGGAAAGAAAAAGUGAGUGACUUUGUAAAGAACAACAAUUUACAUGGCGCAUUAAUUCACAGGAAAAAAUAACAGAUUCCCAUUUUUGGAUAUUUUGGGGUAUUUAAAGAAUACCCACAAAAAUCCCAAAUUUGGAAGAGUGAGACAAGUCCCAAUCUGGGAACUUGGUUGGGAAUUCCCUGGUUGGGACUUGUCUCACUUUGCCAAAUUUGGGAUUUUUAUGGGUAUUCUUGAAAUACCCUAAAAUAUCCAAAAAUGGAAAUCCGUUAUUUUUUCCAGUGUAAUUAAUGUACCAGAUGUGUUAGUUUUCAUUAUGUCUGUACUGUAGGUAAAAUGAAUGGUGUUCAUAACCCAUCAAAAAGUAUUAAUCCAAUUCAAGUUCUCUGCUCUCAUGCUCAUUUGCGGGUGACAAGAGGAGCCUGCAGACUUUUCGUGGUCAGCAUUACUUUAUAAACUGUAUCGCAAGGUUUUUCCAAAAUUUGUCCAUGUUGUCAGGAUUCCCGUGUUGUACCAACUAAUAUGCUUGGUAUGAGGCUGCAAAUUGGCUGCAAAGGCCCUGGUGUUGAGUGCAAGGUCCGUGCUCAAAUGAAUAGUACAUUAAUACAUGAAUGCACCAUCGGCGUUUUCCAUGGUGCCGAUGCUGUAUUUCUUGCUGCAUGCUGAGAAGUUGGAAGUCGCGAAAGAGCGGUAGUGUUACGAAAGACAUGCAACAAUAUUUGUGUGUUUUGGAAACAUGUAGUCAGUGUCUAUAGUUCAGGUAUACACAUACUGCAUCAAAUGCAAGACUUUUCAAAUUCGCCUUGCUGCCGAAAAUUUAUUUGCCAAGUGAAAUGAAAGCAGAGCCUGAUCUCAGGUUAGUGUAGGACGAGCGUUGUUAAGAUACAAGUGAUUUCACAGCCUAUAAAUCCAUGUAAGUUAAGUUAUUUCAGGCACACUACAGUUGUUUUAUAUUUUAAGUGUUUUCAAGCAUGUUAUGUUGCUUUUUCAUGAUCACUGUCGCAUCUCAAUGACCUUUACAAUUACAGUUAAUUGAACUGCAUUACAAUCAUUGACAAUGAAAGUGGAAAUUGUAUUGAACAACACAGUAAGCAAGACUCAUUGAAUUCAACUAUUUUAUUCACAAUUGCUUAAUUAGGUACAGGUAGACUUGCAAUCGAUGAGGAACAACUGAUUGUUAUUACAGUCAGUUGUUCCUCAUUCAUUAUCCCCUGUGAUUCCUUCUGUUGAUACUGGAACUAUUAAAUAGGGUUUUUUUAAUUCAUUACUCAAUUAAUAAAGCGGUUCUCAACAUCAAUCCCACCCCGUAAGGACUUAACACACAUGUUUGCCCGCUCUUCCCCACCCUUGGUUACUGCUAGUAUAUUUCUUUGUACAUGUACAUUCCUAAACAAUCCCCCACCCCACCCCUGACCCCUCGCCUCACUCCAAUCCUCAGCCCACAGCUGCAAAAAAUAUAGUCAGUCAGUGGACAAUUUGUUCAACUAGAUCCUAAUUGUCAAGUCUGUACAAACUGAUGUUUGUUAUUUUUUGUUUUCCAGAUUGCUUACAACAUUUAUUUAUGACCUGUUUCAACUUUACACUGACUUGUAUUUUACUUACCUUGAAAUUAAUCCUUUAGGUAAGGAUUCAUGUUUUGUGUUUAUAUGUAAAGGUUACUCGGAUCUCAGUUACUGCAACCAAAUUCUCAGUUAGCUGGGUAGUCUUUUUCCCAUAUGAAUACUUACAUCCCUGUAGCCAGGACAAACUUUUGUAAACUGGUUACAACAUGUUGUUGGUCAAAAUGAAAUUCAGGUUCAAGGUUGCAGACUAGUUUGAAAUUGAGAAUCAAACUAGGUUGAAACCACUUAAACCUGAAUAUCAUUUUGACCUACAUCUGCAUGUACAACAUAUACAAAUGUAAUUAACAAUCCUGAAAAUUUAUAAUGCCUCAUAUUUUUAUUAGUUUGUGACAAAAUUCUUGACUGGCAUGAGAGAUUUCAUAAAUUUGACAUGAACAGAUCUAUAGUGUUAUUUUUAUUGAGUUUUGUGUGAAAUCUGCAGAAUGGGUUGACCAUUUCUGCAAGUUUCAUGCCCCCUUCAUGUUGUAACUGGGACAAAAUUUUCCACAAGAAGAACAGAUUUAAGACAAAGUCAAUCUCAGUUCACACGAUCAUGUGAAAGAACACAACUUGUGAAGCUAGUUUUACCUACAGAUAGUGACAAUACAUCUGUAGUUUUAGCAUUCGUGAUUAUGAUUGAGUGUCUUUCUCCAAUGCAAAAUGUAAUAUUAUUUUUCUUUUUUGUUUCAGUGGUUGUAGGAGAUUCUGUCCAUAUUCUUGACCUUGCUGCUAAGUUGGAUCAGACUGCUGAAUUUAUUUGUAAAACAAAAUGGGGUGAUGUAGAUUUUCCACCUCCUUUUGGCAGAGAAGCUUACCCUGAGGUGAGCUGAAUACUGACCCCACCCCUCUUUUUCAAAAACAUGGGAUCAUUUACAGCUGCUGUAGUCUUUCCAUUUAGAGAAGGAAAAUGAAUGAUAUCAAUUGGCCACAUUACCUGCAUGAGUUUCUAUGGCAUUUCACCAUAGCAAAAAGAUAAAAUUUUGUGCAGACUGAGAUAAUUCUUUGGAACCUGCAACACUCUGCAAGCUCCAGAAAUGCCACAAAAUACAAGGAAUGACAAAAUAUGUGUAAAGUCCACUCAAGUUUUAGCUAGAAAAGAAAGGUACUCUUACAAAAACAAUUGUCCAGAUAAUUGUAUAGCUAUGUUGUUUUAUUAUCUUUUAUCCUUUUUGUGGGCUGUUUUUAAGGGGUGUGGUUUGCCAUAAACAUUAACUUUGUCUCAUUCAGGUGGUUUGUUUCUAUUAAAUGUAGGAAGCAUAUAUUGCUGAAUUAGAUGCAAAGAGUGGAGCAUCGCUAAAACUGACAAUUCUUAAUAGCAAAGGAAGGAUAUGGACAAUGGUUGCUGGAGGUGGAGCCUCUGUUGUGUACAGGUGCAAAUAAUUUCUCAAACACACGUUUAUUCAUGACCACCGAUAAAGCAGCCAACAAGAGGCUUGUAAAACAAGCUGUUUGUUUUUUUUGUUGUUGUAGUGACACUGUUUGUGACCUUGGUGGUGCCAGUGAACUGGCAAAUUAUGGAGAAUAUUCUGGAGCUCCAUCAGAAUCACAGACUUAUGAAUAUGCCAAGACGAUCAUUCGCCUCAUGACUAAUGGGCCACCAAGACCUGAUGGUAAAAUAUAGCUGUCCUUUUAUUUAACUAUUCAUGAAUGAAUUUGUUUGUCUGUCUCUAUUUCAUCAUACAGUAGAACCUUGAAAUAUUGAACUGGGCCAUUAGGGACUGGCAAAAUUUUUUCACUACAUGUAUGAUGAUGUUUCCUCAUAUUGAGGACCUUUUCCAUAUAUUUUGCUGUUACUAGGUUAAAGAAAAUCGCUCGUUUUACCACGGAGUUCAUUAUAUAGAGGUUCGUUAUAUCGAGGUUCUACUGUAUAUAACUGCAGCUAAAGAGGGACCCCAUGUCUACUUUAAGCUUCCUCUUAUAACCCCCCUCCCACUUACAAGUAUAAGCAGCCUAGUGGCUUUGAAUUGAUCAGCACUGCUUCAGAUGUAUGUAGCUUGUUUUGUAAUUCAGUUUUUAGUCUGGUUAUUAUCCCCCCUCCCAUCAGAUAUGAGCCCCCCUCCCCCUCCCCUUUCCCUUUAUUUGAUCCUAAAACCCCUUACGAAGUUUUAUAAAGCCCGGACUUAUAACCGAAAGUUUAUGGUAUUCUUUCUGUUGCUACCAAAAAUGUGGGUGUAACUCGUAAGUCAUAGACAUGCUAAUUCAAGGCUGUGCUCUAAGAAAACCUGAAGGGUGCCCAGUGCUCUAAAUCUGUGAAAUCCAGUCUGCCCAGCGUAUGGAAUGUAUGAGAAAUCUUAGAUUUUUAGUCCUCCAGAAGCAAAGGUUAGGUAAUAAAAAGUUAAGUAACAGCAAGGCUAAAGGCCUAGCAGCUCCCUGUGGCCUCUGGCACUGCUGGGCCUUUUACAGGGAUCUUGGAACUGAUGGUCUUUCUUAGACCAUUUUUUGAGGUUCCAGAUAAUGUCCACAGCCUCAGUAAAUGUGUGGUGGGGCCUACAUCCACCACCUAUGUAUGUUGUAGGUAAAAUCUGUUGUCAUGUUAAACCAGAAUUUCCUUUGUCUCCUAUGAAUAAUUAAGGCUAUAAAAAACGGAAAUCCUGAAUCAAACUAGGUUGAAUACUGGGUUGUCCUAAGAACAGAUUUUAUGUGCAAAUGUAUACAGCUGUUUGGAUUGUUCACUUGAUGGACAAUCACAAGAUCAGUAAGCUAGAUCAUAUACAUUAUACAAAUUUUGAAAUAUUUUCUCUGCAAAUCUCUUUGCUUUAUGUUCCUGUUUCAUCAUUCUUUAUGUGAUUGUGUUUUAUUUACAGGAAAGAUUCUAAUCAUUGGUGGUGGAAUUGCAAAUUUCACAAAUGUCUCAGCAACUUUUAAGGUGAAUUUCAGCCUUUUGUUACUCUUCAAGAGCCCUAUCAAAAAACGUUCUCAGAUUGCUUUUAACAUUGCAAAUCAAGACUUGUCUUGAUCUACAGAGUAAACACUUGAAACCAACACUUCCAGUAUAACGAUAAAUAGUAUCAUAAGAAACAAGUGUGUCAUGCUCACACAUGAGGACUGUACAUACUCUCUUAUAUAUAGAUUGUGAUUUUCAGUGAGUAGCCAUAUUGAUGGAAAUUAUGCUUUAUCAAAUCACAGGAGUAUUAAAUCAAGAACUUAAACUGUUUUCACUACCCUGAAUUUGUCUUUCUCUGUACAGGGAAUAGUUAAAGCUUUACAGGAAUAUCAGAAAAAACUGUUGGAACACAAGGUGGAUAUAUUUGUGAGAAGAGGAGGGCCUAACUAUCAAGAGGGACUACGAGUUAUGAGAGAAAUAGGUUAGUGUUCUAAAACAACUGCAUUGUCUCCAUUGCAUUGAUGACUGGUGUGACUAGCCACCAACACCCUGUAGACAGUAUCAACUCACAUGGUUGAUAAUACCACAGUCACCCAAUCACACUUCAAGAACAGUGGUUGAAAGGGAUUUGGAAAGGCAGAUGCAAAAAUGAAAUGUUGAAUUGAUGAACACUCUGUAGACUGCAGAUAAUCUGCAUUGGUAAGAUACUCUUCUCAGCAGUAGGGACCAGCAUUUGGCUUCCACUGAUCACUAAAUAUAUAUAUUCAUCCCCCACUGCUGAUCAUUGUUGUUACAGGUGUAAAAUAUCUGUAAUAUACACUUCCAUCAGGGGCACCCAACGAGAAUAUAGGUCAAAACCACUUAAACAUAGCAUUGUUGAACGUAUUUUAGUAUUUAAACGGUAGAUAUAGGCAUAUUUUUAUCCCCUAAAAAUUGUUCAUCUGUUCGGAUUUCCUAGCUGAAAGUCUAGUGAUCCGAAAAUUAUAGGGAUCAAAACUUACCUUUUCGAAAAUUUGAGUCAGAAAAAAGGCUCCCGAAAAUUCUAGGUGACGUUUUUAGGGCAAAAAUCCUUUAAAAAUGGGCAAUUAUACCAUUUUGGGGGGCUUCGAAAAUCCUAGGAGAGUCAGGCAAGCAAGGAAUUUAACAACAAAUGUUCCAAAAAUUCUAGAUCUCAAAUCGUCUUCCAAACAGAUAUUUUCCAAAAAUUGUCGUUGGGUGCCCCUGUUCCAUCUGUCACAUAUCUUUGGGCUGCCUUGCAGACUUUCUAGCCUUAUGUUUGGAUUCAGUGAUCAGUUCUUCCUUUGUUACGUAUUCUUUUGUAGGUUCCAGUUUAGGGCUUUCCAUGCAUGUAUUUGGAACGGAAACGCACAUGACAGCCAUUGUAGGUAUGGCUCUUGGGAAGCGAGAAGUCCCUAAAGAUGUUGGCUUUGAUUCAAACGCUGCAGCAAACAUGUUCUUCACAGCUCAGGACAAAGUACGACCGAAAGCAUUAAACGUGUUUUUUACUUAAUAAACGUUAAAGAAAGAUUUUAAACUUUUUUGUUGCUUGGAUUAUAGUGCAAGCAAAUGCUUUAGUUCCUGCGGGUAGCACAGUAGAGACCUGUUCAGCGCUUUUUUUGGAUCAUUUUCUUUUCAAUUCAUUUUUCAUUUCCUGUUAAUGUUGUUAUUAUUAUUAUCGUCUUAGGGAUCGGCAAGUAAAGGAAAACACACAGUAUGCAGUAGUAUGUCAGAGAAGCCAGAAGCAAAACCGGAUGAGAAACCUUCACCAGAACAGCGCCAUAAAGCUGCCCCUGGGAGAGGAUCCAAGGCACCUUUGUUUACAAACGAGACAAGGACAAUAAUCUGGGGAUUACAAGCCAGGGCCGUGCAGGUCAGAACAAUAAUCUGUUUUCCUUACAAGUACCCUAAGUGCUAGAGGUUUUUCAGUUAUUUUUUUCUUAAUUCCGUAUACUCGGCAAAGACGAGCACGGGUUAUUAAUAUUUUUAUCUGAGUAUUUCAACAACGGACCUCAGAAGCCAGGGUACCUUUCAAGAGAAGAUGGGCAGAAAAUUACUACCAUCCGUACUUCGUUAUCAUGCUUAAUGGUCAGGGCUUUUCGAAGAAUUUAAAAUCGGCCAUGCAGCCUUGCCUUGCCUUUUCCUUUCUAAGAACGUACCAGAAAAGUACGUCAAACCCAGUCCGUAACUGCUCUGCAGUGUUCAUUGCUUUCCUUGUUAAUCUUCUCUUAUUUCUUCUACCUGACGCUCCAAUUAGGGAAUACAGUAAUGCGUAGAUGGAGUCUGUCCUUUCCCUUCUUUGUAACACAAUUUAUUGUAACUGCUCUUGUGUAGUUAUCACCUACUUUUGAUCUGUAUUUUAAAAAGUAGACAAAAUUACUUUUCAUCAUUGCACAUUCCCAAACAUAUUUACCAAGCAUAAUAUGCUGAUACACGUUUACUUGUAUUUACAGGGCAUGUUAGAUUUUGAUUAUGUAUGCGAGAGGAAGAGACCAUCAGUAGCGGCUAUGGUGUACCCAUUCAGGUCAGUAAUGUGUCGUGUUAUCCGUGUGCGUUAUCAUCAUAAGUUCAAAGUUGUAUCUGCUCCUUCCCAACAUCCCUUGGUGUCCCCUGUUACCGGGGUGGCACCCGGACUUGCUGAAUGGGAACAGUCGGUUCCGCGUUAUCAAACGCCCCAGGCUCGUGUCUUGGAGAGGCGGGACACUUCAACUUCGAAAUAACACGAGAAGCAACAGUCACCGGUGGUGAGGUUUCACUGCUUGGUUAUGUCCGAGUGUGACAUAUCCCUAUAAUUUCAUGAUUUGCAAAUAUAAGAUGAAUUUAUGGAAACUUUUGUUUUGUUGUUACAGUGGAAACCACCGUCAGAAGUUUUAUUACGGACAUAAAGAGAUCAUGAUUCCAGGUUUGUCUUAGCUUUCGUUUGCAAACAAUAUACAACGGUAUUUUCGAUUCUUAUAUGUAAGGUUUAUUUAUGUGUACUUCUCACCGGCACUGAUAAACGGGAACGGUGACCCAUCCUUUUCAAUACGUUUAUGCUUUGGUUGUUGGCAUUACUAGCUAGGUGUCCAAGGCAUAUACAAUCUGUGUUAAACUUGAUAGUAGACAUCCUUAUGGACACCCAUGUUAUAGUCAAUUGACAGCUGUCAAAAAGGGUAUCCAUUGACCAGUGACACCUGACUGUAUCACGGGCUCAAGUGUACAACUUAUUGAGGUGACGUGUUUUUUAAAGUAUCCGCUGACCAGUUGUUGGUUUUAAUUGAUCGCAGGCUCAGGUCCAUAAUGAAAAGGCCAUCUAAAAAAUAACUUAUUAACCUCGUCUUUUUGGUCGUUACAGGGAAAUCUCAGACCUUGGCCUUGAUGUAUCUAUCGGUCCGAGAUAGACAGUAUUGACCGAGCGAUAGCGAGGUUAAUACAUCAAGGCCAAGGUCUGAGAUUUCCCUGUAAUAACCUCCCCCUCGGUUAAUAAGUAGUAUAUGUAUUGAUAAAUUUGGUCCACCUAGUUCCUCUUUAUUCUUCCAAAAUCUUAUUAUUGCUCGAAACACUCUGUUUAUGAUUGUUUCCAGUGUAUAAGGAGAUGUCUGAAGCCAUGAACAAACAUCCUGAUGCUGAUUGUAUGAUCAACUUUGCAUCGCUGCGUUCAGCUUAUGACGCUACUCUUGAAGCCAUGCAGUUCACACAAGUGAGUGCUUUUUUCUUGUCUAAACGAAAUAAGUUUCUUUUUGUUUCUUAUUUGUAUUUUGAUUGCGUUAGCAAGUCAUUGUUGAAUCAUCUUCAUAUCUCAAGUAUUUCCAUACGACUGUAAAAAGACAAACGAUAAUCUGCUAUUCAUUUUUAUUAGUUAAAAUGAAGUUGUUGUUUUUUCGUCGGAGUUGUGUUUCCGAUUCAGUGGGCUUUGGCUGGUGCAGGUAAUGGGUGGGGGGAGGGUUUGGGAGGGCGGGGGCUCCCUGGGCUGGUGCAUCUAACUCAAAGAUGAGAUUGAUCACCUAUUGCAAACGCUGAAUGUGUUUCAUGGCAAUUCACCUUUCACUUUUGUUUAUCCAAAGUAGAAAGGAUGACAUGACUUUCAUCCUUCACAAGCGUUAGACGACAAAGAAAUGUAAGUCCUCAUCGUAAACAGAGCUAGGCCAUGCUGACGAUAUUCGAUCCGGCUUAGGGGCCAGUGAUCGAAGGAAACGCUCCUGGUGAGCGUGGCCAUUAAUGGGGUUUAUACCAGCGUGACUCCUAUAUUCAUAUAUGUUACUUUCAAAGAUCUGCAGAAUCUCCGUAUUAGAAAUGUAAAUCAUAGGAAUUAGAAAGUUUUGUUUUUCCUUAAUAGAUUCGCACGAUCGCCAUCAUCGCUGAAGGAAUUCCAGAAGCAAAAACAAGACAACUUAACCACAAAGCCAAAGAACUGGGAGUCACUAUCAUAGGCCCAGCAACAGUAAGCUUUUGCUGUUAUUUCAUAGGGCGUUGUUUUGUGUUUUGUUCUAACCGCACAGUAGUUGGACAGAGUAUAUAUAUUUUGUGGCUCCAUUUUAACCUUGGUUUGUGUAAAGUAAUACGCAGCACUCUCUAUACCCCCCUUUUUUUAUGGGUUCUUCGACAGUUCGCAGCUCAAUCAUAGAUAAUGAAUUUAGAACAAAUUUUGAAGAAAACAAAUAAAACAUGAACAAAAGUUAAGCAACGUUAUCACAACCCAAAUUGGGAGAUGGCAUUUGUUUAAGAUCACAUUAUUAGAUUAGACAGCUGGCGGGCGCCCGGAUACAAUGAGUGCAAAAUUAUUCUUGUAGUCAACACCGGUACAAGUCUGAGCGAUCCCUUAUUUUUCUUUGUCUUUUUCUAGGUUGGAGGUAUUAAACCUGGCUGUCUUAAAAUAGGUAAUACAGGCGGAAUGUUAGACAACAUUCUGGCUUCAAAGCUUUAUAGACCAGGAAGGUGAGACUUAAAUGAAAAAAAUAUCUCCAAUCCCCCUCCCCUCCCCCCGUAAAUCAAACGGAGAUUCAACGCAAAGAUUUCUGGGAUUGUGAAGGCAACCAUUAACCAAUCGUGGCUAACGAUUGUUCACUCAAACGAAUUCUAAAGUAUAUUACUUAAGUAUAUACCAGAAGUAAAAUGAUUAAAGUACUUUAAACUACGAAUAAAUCAUUUCAUAUUGCACUUAAAAAUAGUUAUUGAAUCAGUCACUUGUUUUACUCAAUAGCGUUGCUUACGUGUCACGUUCUGGAGGCAUGUCUAAUGAACUCAACAACAUCAUCUCACGGACCACAGAUGGGGUGUACGAGGGUGUGGCCAUAGGAGGGGACAGGUACCCAGGAACAACAUUCAUGGAUCAUAUUAUGAGAUAUCAAGAAAACCCGGAAAUCAAAAUGAUAGUUGUGCUUGGAGAGGUACACUUUCUGUUUAAAUCUGUUUAAGUUUGUAGAAACUUUGUGUGUUUAGGGCUGUUCAGCCGUUUACGAUGUAAAUCAUCACCAGUAACGGUCUUUAAGGUGGAUAAGUUCGCAGACAUCAGUGGACGGAAGCUGUGAAGGCGUAACUUUGUAAUAAUCUACCCGUUUAUGAAUGCACGCGUAAUGAAUUUAUAAAGAAACAGUUUUCUUGGCAACAUUGGCAGACGAACAAGGCAAGAUUUUAAGGUCUGAAUGCACAUAUACUUUUAAUCUCGACAUUGUUUUUCAUCCGUGCUUCAGUGCUAUUGUGGAGUUUCAUUGGUGAUCAUUUUCGUUAUUCUCAUGACCUUUUUGCUUAGCUACGUUGUGGCAUUGUGAGGAGAAAUUAGAUUCUUGUCACCGACUGUAAGGGCACUGUAAAAACACAGUAGAGGGUCUGCGUCGUGUUAAUCGUUGGAAGUUGUUUUAUUAGCCGAUUGAAAUCUCUCUCCUCCGCGAAGGCUCCCGCUGGGUAUUCCAAUAAAAAUAGAAAUAAUGGAAAAUAGUAAGCGCUGGGUGAAAGUAAAAUGUUUUCGACUUAAAGUUCCGUAAGAUGUUUAUCUUUGAAACGAAUGAGUCAGUUUCAUUUAACCCUUCAAGCCCCAAGAUCCACAUUCGAAUUCUCCAAAAUGAUCUCCAUACAUUUCUUUUAACAAUAGUUGAGAGAAUUUGGUUUAAGAUCAAAGUGAUCUCCCUUUGGUAGUCUAUUUAGUAAUUCUCAUAACCUUUACUCUUAAUGAUCUGCUGACGUUGUUAGGAGAAAAUUGAUGUUGGUCACUCUUGGGACCUAAAGAGUUAAGAAAUGUAUUCUUAUUGUACUGAUAACAGGUUGGUGGUACAGAGGAAUACAAAAUUUGUGACGCCAUCAAAAACGGCGUGGUCACCAAGCCCAUUAUUGUAUGGUGUAUCGGCACAUGCGCAGGAAUGUUUACAUCGGAGGUGAGUACACUGGGUUCUAGUAUCAUCGCGUUUUUUAAUGCUUUCCUAUAUCCACGUGUACUAUAACUCUCUGAUUAAGACUCUCAACCCCACAAGUCAGACGCUGUGGUAGGCAAGUCACAGCUAUCGCGGCAGUCACACAGCUGUCUGUUAGGAGAACUUCUGUCUUUGACAUGCUGUCUACCCCUUACAAUUGGAAAUAUUAUUUUCACUGUGUUAGCGAUUGUGAAACCUAACAGAAUUGUAAGUUGUGUUCUGCGAAAAAAAAAAAUACCACCCCUGAACGUGGAAGGAAACUUUUCACUGUAUGGGGGUCUCUGUGCGAAACGUUCCUGCUCAGAUUUUUCUUUGUCCUGCGCUCGUUACAUGAUGGAAAUAAAUCUUCCUUAAAUUCGUCUUUUGCCGUUAUUUCAGGUUCAGUUUGGUCAUGCUGGAGCGAGUGCUCACGGAGACAACGAAACGGCGAUCGCUAAAAACAAGGUGCUGUUUCAACUGAGUUUUUUUUUGGUAGGAAGCUUGCUAAACAAUACAGAUGUGUGGAAGGUACUCGAACUCACACUGCAGCUCAGGAUACAGAAAUGAAUUUACUUGUCUUUAAAGUUCUGAACUGAACUGUUUUACCUUGAUUCUCCCACAGGCUCUUAAAGAAGCUGGUGCUUACGUACCUGAGAGUUUUGAUUCUCUCUUUGAUCUAAUCAGGUUGGUAGAGUGGCGUUUUUCAUAGUUCAAGCUGUGUGCUUUGCGUGGGAAAUAUAUUAUAAAAGGAUUGCACUUAGCACUAUGCAGUUGCUCCACACACACGACAUCUCAUUUGGAAAAUACUUAGGCUCGAUUUUCGCCACUGUCAGCGCGAGUCCAGUCUUUCGGGUGCGUGAAUUAUUGCGGGCUUAUUUUCCUAGUAAUUGAGCCUCGACAAUAUUAUGUUUCGAAGGAACUCUGUUGCUGUUUAUUGUUAAUUUAUAAAAUAGCUGAGAUAGUACGCGUGAUCUGAUUGGUCAAAAACCUAUGGUUUAUUAUACCGGUAAACCCAUAGAAAAAGGCAUCCGGACCACGAGCCAUAAACAAAACUGGCUAUUGAUCUGCAAACAACGAUUUUAGAAAGGCUAAAAAACAGAACAAGUUACUUACCCAGCCCUUCUAAAUAUUCAAAGCGUUGGUUUCCACAUUUUAUUACUGAGCGUCACAAUUCGCUACUGCCAUAGCUUUAAAAGUUAUAAAGUACAAAGCUGGAAAGCAGUUUACAUUUCACGACGAUGCCAAAUCGCAGAGAAAGACAACAACAGUGUGAAUUUCUUGUGUAGAAAGUCUAUAGGAAAACUUAACCAUAUGCUAACCAGCAACAAAACGGAUAGUUUUAGCAUUCUUGAUUUAUUUUAUGUCAAAAUUAAAUUCCUUAAUGAAAGAAAUUGUUCCAAAAAGAGAUCUCUGAUCAAGAUAUGGUACAAAAUCGGCCGCUGUAGGUUGUAAACAAGCUGCCAACGAUGAUGAAAGAUGUCAGAGUUUCGGGCUGGUUUUUUCCAACAUUUGUACAAAUUAUUCGGUGAUAUCGAUGCCAUAACCUACCACAAACCACCUGACUUCACAAAUCGACAAAUAUUAACGCCAAUAUGUGGCUACGGAAAAAAAACCGGCCUUUCUCCACCACUGACAGAUUUCCAUCGGUGACUGUACGUGCAUGUAAAGUUACAUGCGACAACUUCGCAAAUGCAGCCACGUCGCAGCGUUUCUUGAUCAUGAUAAAGCCCAGAAAACAGAUCUUAAACCACUGUGGCUUGUAAAAAAGUGAAUGAAGUCCUCCAUUACAAUAGCUGCCAGUUCCGUCUGUAAGCACGAAAUUCUUGCGGAUCGACUCAACAAAAUACAGCUGCGUACAGUCUGAUGUUCAAUUUUCUACUUCUUUAGUAAACAAACCAUGAACGUAUUGUUUCAUUGUACGUUCGCAUGAAUAUGUGUUGACUUUUCCUGUAAAACAGCUUUCAUAAGUUAUCAUGUAACGAGUGCAAAAACUCGUGUUUUGAAGUGCUGCUGUUUGUUGUUUGACUGAACUGAGUUUUGAGAAAGUUCUGCGCUAUUAAAUCGUGAGUCAUGAUUGGCUUAUGAUGACUUUAGAGAGAAGACAUAAAUCGAUCACGGUACUAAAACAAUAUUUUUUACCUAAAAGACUCCGCUUUACUAAAGGUUAUUUUAUAAAAAGCAAUAGACCACACUUUCUAUGGGUUUACCGGCGUGAUAACCCACGCGGGAUGUUGGGAGAACACGAGAAAAGCUUUUAAAUCACGAGCCGAAGGCGAGUGAUUUACAAGCUUCUUGAGUGUUCUCCCAACAUCCCGCGUGGGUUAUCACGCCGGUAAACCCAUAGAAAGUGUGGUCUAUUGCUUAAAUAUUAAUGAUACAACGUGACUGUAUUUUGCAGGGAAGUUUACGAUGUUCUAGUGAAAGAUGGAACGAUUGUCCCCAAACCUGAGAAAAAUCCACCCACGGUUCCAAUGGAUUACUCCUGGGCACAGGUUAGUGAAAAGAACAGACCAGCACAAAGUUUUAGUGUUCAUAAAGUCUCUUGUUUAUCGACACUCCUUUACAGAACGAGCGCGCGCUGAGAUGAGUUUGAGAUUCUCACGUAAUUUUAGCGUCGCUAGAGUAUUUAAAACUGUGUUUUAUUGUGAUGUUGUUCUUUGCUUUCCAGGAACUUGGAUUGAUUAGAAAGCCUUCCUCAUUCAUGUCCAGUAUCUGUGACGAGAGAGGUGCAGAGUUGUUGUAUGCCGGUAUGCCGAUCACAGAAGUGUUUAAGGUAUAAACUAACUUUAAGAGUUUGUCAGAAUUAUCGGAAUGAUCCAGUAUUUGUUGAGAAACGUAACCUAAAGUUCUCGUCACCACUGACUAUCUUUGUAGGAAGGAAUUGGUGUUGGAGGUGUCCUGGGUCUGUUAUGGUUCCAGAGAAGGCAAGUUCAUCGCUUUUCUUCCAUUCUAGAUCUUUUUCCCCAUAACCGAAUUUUAGACUUCGUGCGUUGAAUGCACGAAUCUUACAUUUUUGACGCGGGCCACUAUGUUGUCAGACACGGUGGAUAGUAGUGAAGGUUUAAAUGAGAAUUGUGGCGCGUGAUGUAGAACAAAUGCGAAGUGGUUGCAAAACAGUAGUAUCCUUCACAUUUUCAAGUACCUCAGUGUUUACAUACGCCAAUUGACCCACCAAAAUGCAGAUUUGUGGGUUCUGCUUAUGGUGUGAAACUCGGUUAUAUUUGGAUGUGGUUAAGUUUCAGUUCGCAUCUAAUCUUACUGAAAGCUUUCGAUAAAAAACUCUCAAAAAUGCAGUCAGCACCUAACGAAAAAGGAGUCUUGUGAUAACAAAUCCCCAAACAGAGAGCUUAUAACUGUGUGUAUAUUUUUUUAGAUUACCAGCUUACGCUGGUGAAUUUAUUGAGAUGUGUCUCAUGAUAACCGCUGACCAUGGACCUGGUAAGAACAGCACCAAAACAGUUUUUGUGUUUUGUUUCUAUCAUCACUUUAGUUUGCGUUACUCACGCUUAUCGUUACUCACGCGUUACUCACGGUUAUCGUGCUCUUUUUCUGUGAUGCACAGCUGUUUCGGGCGCCCAUAACACAAUUGUGACAGCACGAGCUGGAAAGGAUCUCAUAUCAUCCCUUGUGUCUGGUCUUCUCACGAUUGUAAGUAUAAUGUCGCUGCUGUCCUAACAGAAAAAUGAAAGAGGGAAAUCGGAAAUUUUUGGAUGGCAAAAUUAACGUCUACAUAUUACCGGACGUGUAUUUGUGUUUGUUUGUUUUUAAUAGGGUGACAGGUUCGGUGGGGCUUUAGACGCAGCUGCUCGGAUGUUUUCGAGUGGCUUGGACAGCGGACAGGCUCCCAUGGAAUUCGUCAAUGAGAUGAGAAAGAAAGGACAGCUGAUCAUGGGAAUUGGACAUCGUGUUAAAUCUGUAAGUACAUACUGAGGGGUAACAGCUAACAAAGUAAAGCUAAGGUGCUAAGAAAUGCUGAAACGUUGUGGAGUUAGCGUGGCCGAGUGGUUAGAGCGCCGGACUUGUGAUCGGAGGCCCCGAGUUCAAGUCCUGCCCUGACCGCUAGCUGGAUUUGUUCAUGGUAGUCCUGUGUUCAAAUCCUCGGCCCCGCUUGUAAACAGCCAGCUGAUUCGCCUCUGGCCAGUUGGGAUUCUUAGUGGUUCAUUAUCCCUGAAAAGACCCAUAAGAGGACAGGAUAAUCAAGUAUUCAAUUAAGUAUUUAUUCACGUUACUGGAAGCAAUUAAAUGACGCAGUUUUCGUCAUUGACAAAAAAGGCAAACUUAACACUUGUUGGGGAUAGAGGAUAAAUCUUGGCCCGGUUAUCAGUAUAACAUCUUGUCUUUGUCAAGCGUAGCAAGUAACUGGAACACAAAUAUCAGACCGGUAUGCAGUGCAACAAAGGUGCGGUUGGUUAGUAUCAUUUUAAAAAGCUGUUUUUUUUCUUGGGCGGCAAGGGAAGGGGAACAGAGACAUAGGUAUCAGUUAUUAGUUAAAAGAAAUGACUCUUUUGUCUUCGUUUUGGAGAGAUUUUGCUACAGUAAACGUUUCAAACCAGUGUGAGUUUUAUUUGAUUAUGCAUUCUCCACUUACCUUCCAUAGCUGAACAACCCUGACAUGCGAGUUGUCAUUCUUAAAGACUUUGUGAAGAAGAACUUUCCUGCAACUCCUGUCAUGGAUUACGCCAUUGAAGUUGAGAAGAUCACUACAUCCAAGGUACUGUAGUCAUGGAAACAGGACACCAUGCAUGCGCACGAUGUGAUAUAUCAAACACGAUAUAGGGUGUCUCUGACGAAUUUUACGUUAUAGUGCUGACUGCAUAAAGUACACGUCGUGUUCUUUGAAAUUUAAGCUUUUCGUCUUCUGAACAAGCACGAAAAAGAAUUCUAAAAGUACAGAGUUUCCUAUCUUAUUUUAGUUUUGUGUAUUUUCUGUCUGGAAUAUCGGAAAAUAUGUAUUGUGAAAAGAAAGUUUGAAAAGGCGUUGAAUUUUGAUGAUCAAAAUUUAAUUCUUUCAAUAUUAAGCACAAACAUCUGUUGCAGUUCAAUUUCAUUAACAGAACUGAAUCACGCUGCCUUUUUGACGCCUAUGCCUUAACGUUAAUUUUUAUGAACUCCUGUUUUAAUUGCCGUCGUUACAGAAACCAAACCUGAUACUGAAUGUAGAUGGUUGUAUUGGAGCCGCCUUUGUUGACCUUCUACGUCACUGUGGAGCCUUUACAAGGUAACCUGCACUUGCUUUGUAACGAAUAUGGUUAAUUUCUGGAGGCUUAGAUGAUCUUCUAUUUGUUGAAAAUAUUUCCCUGCCUACAAUACUGAAAAGGUGUACAAACUAUUCACAACAAUCGACUUUGCAAGGUCCCUGCAUGUGAGUUUUUGCAAUUUGAGAUUGUCCAGCGGCAAAUGACAUGGUAUAAGAUUUACAUUUGCAUUUGUUUUUCACUCUCAGUCCACUUUAGCCUCACACGCAGACGUUCUUAUGGCUUCGUCACGCGUUCGACGUUCGUGAGGGAGGAAGGCGUGAGGAAUCCCGUGGAACUUCUGCGUGGGAGGUUAAGUCCUCUUCGAAUGGACCUCAAGAUCAUAAUUGCAAAACAAGAGUAUAAUAAAUUGGCAAUGGUAGUACAAUAUCCGUCCCACAGUUGACUUGACAUAGAUACACUGGAUUCCCGAUUUUUCAAACCUCCUGUGGAAAAAAAGAAAUGGAAUCGAACUAUCCGGAAGUACGAGACACCGAGGGUUUGAGGAACUGGGAUUCUACUUUGGACUCGCUGUGUGAUUGUACACUACUUGGUUAAUACGUAACAAAUUGACCGCAUUAGAAAUAACGUCAAAAUGUUCCAAGUAGACUUUUGCGGCUCGUGGUUUCACUGUAAGGUUUUGAACAUUUUAACGUUGCUUUCACGUCAUUUCUAUGACGUCAUCUCCAUUGUGUACUCUCACAUAGUCAAUAUCUCUCGAACAAUCAGCGUGCGAGAAAUCGCGCUUCAGUUAUUGAAAAAAGUGUCCUUUAUCAUUUCAGGGAAGAAGCAGAUGAGUUUGUGGAGAUUGGGGCGCUUAAUGGGUUGUUUGUGUUGGGUAGAUCGAUUGGAUUCAUAGGUAAGUUAGACAACAAGCCGGGGCAUCAAAAUCACGGUUUGUUUGUUUGUUGGUUGGUUGGUUUUAUUUGAUAUGGUUGUUUUUGUUACCUGAUAAAGACCUGCGGUACGCGGUCGAAACGUCACUAAACUCUCUAUUUAUAAGAAUAUAUUGUGUAAGAAUAUCGAGGCUGAAAUUUGUGAACUUUUCAGAAUAAUACAAGAAUAAACCUAUAACUGCGAUUCUAAAAAAGAUAUAAUUUUAUGUGUCGAAAAUCUGUAAAUACGAUACAAUUAUGUUUUUAACUUAACGGUAAAAUUAUUCUUUUCUUUUAAUGGCAAGACUAGAUACAGUGUAAAACGGAAUAGCCAGGAGCUAUUAUUUAAGAAUAAUUCAAGAAUAUUCUGCCUGAGCUGGAAAAACAACAUUCUUGUAAAAAGGAAAGAGUGUAUCGUGAGACAAAUGAUAAUUGGGCCUUUCAUACUCUCAUCAAGAUAAAUAUUAUGUCGUUCAUUAUAUCUUCCACUUCUGUCAUGUCCUGCUAGAAGCAAAACCAAAGAGAUAUAAAUCUCUUUCGUCUGAUUUUAUGAUCCUCUUGUCUUGCGUCUUAAAAUGAACUCAACGAAAAGGGAAGUUUUCUAAAACUACAGCAAGAAAAAUCGAAUUGAACGCGAAAGCGGAUUAUAAUAUCAUUUGGUCUUCAGAUUACGCUCUAACUCUUUGUUUUACGCUGCUCUUAUCUCGUUUAGGCCAUUAUUUGGAUCAGAAACGUCUAAAGAUGGGACUGUAUCGCCAUCCAUGGGAUGAUAUCACUUAUCUAAUGCCAGAUCACCUUCAACAUCUCCGGCCAGCCAGCUUCGAGUAAACCGGCGCAUAACAGUCACGUGACCUCAUUGUGCGUCACAGAUAGGUCUCACGUACGGAUGUGCGCUGCACUAAAGUUUUAAAAGCGGAAACAUUUGCGUACAAUAUUGAAGCUGCGAUGCAGCAAGAUUUAUUUAGGUUUAUGUGGAUGCAUCUUUGUUGAAAAAUAUAUCCUGUCUAAAGGUACUGGGAUCUGUUAUAGGAAUUUGGAAAUUUAACAAGGGUUAAGCUGGUUAAGAAAUAAAGAGUCGUUCUAGAGCGUUUAACAACAUAUUGAAAAUGAAAGGG
This is a messenger RNA of Porites lobata, 22240 nucleotides long. Lineage: Eukaryota; Metazoa; Cnidaria; Anthozoa; Scleractinia; Poritidae. The record is from the annotation of a GenBank genome assembly.